Messenger RNA from Apodemus sylvaticus (European woodmouse), 1488 nucleotides. RefSeq names its product testis expressed 45 (gene Saxo5). The record is from RefSeq and is a predicted model, not a curated record. The coding region runs from base 1 to 1488 and encodes 495 amino acids. Lineage: Eukaryota; Metazoa; Chordata; Mammalia; Rodentia; Muridae. The transcript has 8 exons.
AUGCCCGUGUGUCCGUUGUCCGUGGAGUUCCUCAAGGCCUCACACUUCUCUCUGGGCCCUGAUCCGAGGCUGCACGAUGGUACUAUGCAGGGCACAACGCACAGAGACUAUCCCGCCUAUUCCUCUAUCACCCUGGUCCAGCCCAACUCAUCACCACCGCAAGGAACAAUCUUCCAAAGGGAGGCGCGGUGGGUGGCCCAGAAACGUGUUUCAGAGAUGCGCCGUGCAUUCUCACCACCUUCGCAGGACGAGCUGCGGAAGCCCACAUCGGAGCACACGCAAGCCAUGCAGACCAGCAACCUGCACUUGCACGCGGAUAUGCGUCCUGCCCUCAACCUGUCCAUUGCACGUACUGACUACGGCUGGCCAGAGCUACCACCGAGCGCCCGCGCGGAUAUCCGAGGGGCGCGCCUCCUCUUUGACCGGGAUUCGAUGCCCUCGGGUGACAGGAAGCAGCUGCGCAUGCCGCCCACCUCGUACCAGGCAUACUACCCACCCUAUGAUGCCGUCACCCCUCAGCCCCGUGCGCCCUGCAGCCAUCUAGGGGGUCCUAACACCCUGAAGUGGAACUACAAGGGACAGGAAGACACCUCCUACAAGAAGCAGUUCCAAGCCCUCCCAAGUCCACCAGCCUUGAUGUGUAAGAGGGCCUCUUCCAGUGUAAACCUAGGAGACAGCAAGGUUGGCUACAGUCCUCUGUGCUCACUCAUGAAGCAGACCUACACACCUCCGGGGCUGUCCCCACACAGGUAUGACAAGGCCCAGGCUGCAGCCCACAUCCACCAAGUGAACGUCGGUCCUGGAGACCGCCAGUUCCAUGGCAGAACCACCAUGAAUGACCACUUCGACGCCAAGGAGCCAGAGCCUUUUGUUCUUCACCACGAUAAGACUCCGGAGUCACACAUCAUGAAAGGAAACUGGUGCCCUGGCCCUGGCAGCCUUGCUACGUCAGCAAAGUUCUUCUACGGUGAGCCACCUCCUGCGACUCAGCCUCCAAGCCGACAUGUGUCCCACGAGAAACUGAAGGAUCACGUGGUCUUCGGAGACUCGAAACUGCUCGGAGACUUCUUCCAAACUUCCAUGGGCUCAGACUACUGUCCUCUGACGACCCCCAUAAAACGAAGAACCCUCAAAUUGUCUCUGUUGGAGAGUAACUUCCCUGAGGGCACCGGCGAAUUAGACUUUUUAACCACGAACCAAAUGAUGAUGAAGCCGCAUGGAAUAGUUCGAGCCACUAUCACUGAAGAUUUGCUAAGGAAGUGCAAAUACAGCCACAUAGAGCCCCCGCUGGGCAGACAACGCUUCUUCGCUACUCAGUAUCAAGAUGAAUAUCCCUUCAAGUACCAGGGCCCAUUGGUACAGAAGCUAAGUUACAUGCAUGAGAGCCAUUUGCCAAUGGGCACGCCCAAGUACCUUGGCUGCUGGCAUGAGCAAGUAGACCCUCGGGGCCCCCAGAUCCCUAUGUACCCUUGCCUGAGCCAGCAAUAA